This is a messenger RNA of Acanthoscelides obtectus, 648 nucleotides long. Lineage: Eukaryota; Metazoa; Arthropoda; Insecta; Coleoptera; Chrysomelidae. The record is from the annotation of a GenBank genome assembly.
AUGGCAGGAACAGGAGUUCCGCCAAUCAACAUCGAGGGCACCGCUGAUUGGUCAUCCUUGAGUAGGAUGAUGAACAGCAAGGGGAUUCAAUUCUCCAAAGCGAGGACGGCGGGUACCAGUGUGAAGGUAUUCACAAAUACACCAGCUGACUACCGUCAGCUAGUCGCACUGCUUGAAUCCAUCAAGCGGCCCUUCUUCACAUAUCAACUGAAGGAGGACAGGAUGGACCAGAGGGUCAUUCGUGGGCUUCCGAGAGAGAUGUCAGUCAAUGACAUCAAAGAGGAUCUGGAGAGCCAAGGCAUCGCAGACGCCGUGGUUCAGCAGCUGACCUCAAGGACCACAAAGAAGCCACUUCCGCUCUUCCUCGUCAAGACGAAGAUGCCGGAAAAGCUUGCAGAGAUCCAGAGGCUGGCCAUGCUCACGGUCAGCUUCGAGAGGAAGAAAAAGUCUUCCGAGCCCAGCCAGUGCUACCGCUGCCAGCGGUACGGGCACACACAGCGGAACUGCCGUCUCGCUGAACGGUGCGUUAAGUGUGGAGAGGACCACAACAGCACCAGCUGCAGUCUGCCAGCGGCCGCCAACAGGGCAACGAAACGCCAAGUGUUGCCUCUGUGGAGAAGGCCACCCCGCCAACUACAAGGGAUGUAG